AUUUGAUUUAUCAGUAUAUGACUAUCAUGUUUACAUUAUGACUCUUUUCUUGGAGGGAAAAUAUUUUACUUAGGGCAAUUCAAACCUCUGAGCAGGCCCUGAUUUCAUCUUCACUGAUAGGGGUAGAUCUUCCAGUGAGAUUGGGUUCUCCUUCUCGAAUCUCAACUUAUCUCGUUCUCUUUCGGUUAUUGAUGUUUCUUCUCUCAAUUGGGCAGUGCCACUUCUGGAGAUCAGAAAAAAUCCAGAGGUAGUAGCUACGGUUUAUUCUGGUUCCUUGUCUUUGGACUUCAAUUGCCUGCUGCUUGAUCACUGUGCUCGACUGGGAAGAUAUUGCUUGUAGGGAGAGGUAAGUAUGAGAAGAUGAAGAUUUUGUUGAUUGAAUUGUCCAUUUUAUAGCUGAUAAUUCUGAUUCUACUUGGAGUGAUUAUUGACCAUGUCCCUGAUAUGGCCAAGAUUACUAACACCAUCAAAGCUCAUUCAACUCAUUAAAAUCCAGAAGAACCCCAUUCAAGCUCUUGAGAUAUUCAACCAAGCAAAAUCUAGAUUUCCCAACUAUCAUCAUAAUGGUCCUGUCUACGCCUCAAUGAUAGAAAUCCUUGGAAAUUCAGGAAGAAUAACCGAGAUGAAACAAGUCAUUUCUCAGAUGAAAGAUGAUUCCUGUGAAUGUAAAGAUUCUGUCUUUGCAAAUGUCAUUAAGCUAUAUGCAAAAUCAGGAUUACUUAAUGAAGCUGUCUCUUUAUUCAGAACCAUUCCCCAAUUUAACUGUGUGAAAUGGACCCAUUCUUUCAAUACCCUCUUACAAAUAUUAGUCAAAGAAUCUCAAAUAAAGACUUCAUAUCAUCUCUUCCUAAAGAAUUCAGGCGAUUGGAGUGUUAAAUCCCAAUUAACUUCCUUAAACCUGCUAAUCGAAGUCCUCUGCCAGAAUAAUCGCUCUGAUCUUGCUUUACAAAUCUUCCAAGAAAUGAGUCAUCAAUGUUGUUACCCAAACAACGAUACUUACUUGAUUUUAAUGCGAGGGCUAUGUCGAGACGGGAGGCUUAGCGAUGCCACCCAUCUUUUAUACUCAAUGUUUUGGCGAAUCUCGAUAAAGGGAAGUGGCGAAGAUGUUGUAGUCUAUAGGACACUGUUAGAUGCUUUAUGCGAUUAUGGAGAGGUUCAAAGAGCUGUAGACAUUCUAAAUAAGAUUUUGAAGAAAGGUCUAAAGUCUCGUACACGAUAUAGAAACCACCUAGAUAUUCACGAUUGCGACAACAUUGUUGGUGCUAAGAUGUUGAUCCACGAAACUUUAGUCAAAGGUCUUAUUCCCAGUUCAGGUUCCUACACUGCAUUGGCUACUGGUCUCUAUUCAGAAGGCAUGAUAGCCGAAGCUGACAAAGUGAUACAUGAAAUGAAGAUCAAUGGAUUUCAACCGACGAUUUCGAUUUACGAAGCUAGAUUAGCAUCUCUAUGCAGAGAAGGGAGGAUUGAUGAAGCUGAGCAACUCAUUGAAAAUGAUCUGGCAGGGGAUUGUCAUGUUCCGACAGUUGGAUUAUACAAAGUUCUAAUCGAGAGCAUGUGUAAACAGAGAAAAUCUGCUUUGGCUGUCAAGUUGUUGGAGAAAAUGCGAUUAAAAGGAGGAGCAGACAUGGAGACCUACACUAUCGUUGUUGAUGGUUUAUGUAAAGAUGGAAAUUUUGUUGAUGCAAGUAAAAUUCUUCAGAAAAUGUUGGGGAAAUCAUGUUGGCACAAGACCAGUACUCAUGUUCCUUAUGAUAUACUUAUUCAGGGUCUUUGUUCAAUUGGAAGACAAUUUGAGGCCAUCUUGUGGAUGCAGGAAAUGGUUAGCCAGGGAAAGACUCCCGAUUCUUCUGUCUGGAAGCAUUUGCUGACUUCUAUUUGUUCUAAUAUGGCGGAUAUUGAUCUUGCUUAUGAAAUAGUUGAACAACUGAGGAGAUCUUAAUGAAUCACUUUGACAAGAAGGUUCGUCGAUGCAAUGAAACUUCUCGAUCAAGUUCAAAAGCUGAAGAAGUGUGUAUCGGCCAGGCUUGUUUUCCAGAGAAUGGUUCAAAUCCUAUUAAUGUUUAUAUGUUCAUCGAUGCAAUGGAACUUCUCGAUCAAAUUCAAAAGCUGAUUCGAGUGUGUUUGUAUAUGCUGUAACAUAUUUUUUGCACACUUAUUUAUGGAUUUAGUAAACAGAACAAUUUUGCAGUUGGAAAAUACAAGUUUAUUGUAUGAUGUUUAUUAAUGUA
Impatiens glandulifera is the source of this 2228-nucleotide messenger RNA. Its product is annotated as pentatricopeptide repeat-containing protein At1g05600. Gene Ontology annotation, molecular function: protein binding. Bases 434 to 1939 code for a protein of 501 amino acids. The record is from RefSeq and is a predicted model, not a curated record. The transcript is spliced from 2 exons. Lineage: Eukaryota; Viridiplantae; Streptophyta; Magnoliopsida; Ericales; Balsaminaceae.